This is a messenger RNA of Talaromyces stipitatus ATCC 10500, 1608 nucleotides long. Its product is annotated as vitamin B6 transporter, putative. The transcript is spliced from 7 exons. Gene Ontology annotation, molecular function: transmembrane transporter activity. Lineage: Eukaryota; Fungi; Ascomycota; Eurotiomycetes; Eurotiales; Trichocomaceae. Gene Ontology annotation, biological process: transmembrane transport. The record is from RefSeq and is a predicted model, not a curated record. Bases 1 to 1608 code for a protein of 535 amino acids.
AUGCGCCAUGUCAGAAAAACUACCGAUACCGAAGGCCUUUCCUCACCGUCAUCGACGUUAGGGCUUCUAAGCCGCGUCUCUACGGCCCAAACCCACCACCCGUCUCAUUGGCCAACAUUGCAAAAAUGGUGCAUUGCAAUAAUAUACUGCUUCCUACAGGUCGCCAUAAUGCUUCUUACAACGACAUACAUUAGCGCUCAAACACCGCUGCGCAUGAAGUUCGGCGGUUCUACGCAGGUAAUUGCUUUAGGACAGUCUAUGUUCAUUGUCGGGAAUGCCGCUGGACCUGUGUUUCUAGGUCCGCUGAGCGACAUUGGGGGUCGGAAAUGGGUUUAUGUUGGGAGUAUUGCGAUUUAUGGGUUGUGUCAGAUUGGGUGCGCCCUAGCAGUCAAUCUACCCAUGAUGAUUAUAUUCAUGCUGCUAUCUGGAGUUGCUUGUAGCACAGCACUCUCGAACGUCGCCGGUACAAUUGCUGAUCUCUUUGGUAAAGCGGAUAAUACCAGUCAGCCGUUGGCGUUGUAUAUUAUGUCUUCGACUACGGGGUCGAGUUUGGGGGGAGUUGUUGGUGAAUGGAUUGUCAGCAACCCUAAUAUGGGGUUGAAUUGGAUCUUCUGGAUUAAUGUGAUUCUUGCCGGAUUUUUCGUCCUGGUAAUGACUUUUUUGCCAGAGACGCUACCCCGAAUAGUCAUUUCACGAGCGAUGAAACGCUCCCAGACACAGACACAGAUAACACAUUCUGAGAAUGACGAACGGCAGAAAGAGAUAGCAGAGACGAGAAUCGCUAUACUGAAGGAAAUGCGGUUUGUUACUACCAUGUGUUUUCGAAUCUUAUUGACGGAACCCAUCGUCACAUGCUUAGGGAUUUUCAACGGCUACAUAUACGGACUACUUUAUCUUUAUCUAUACGGUGUCUUUGAUGUUUUUGUUGCCAAUAAUCACCUCUCUGUCAUCGCCGCAAAUUUGACGUAUCUCAAUUUUGUAGCAGGAGCAGUUAUCAUGUUUCUUAUUUUCGUCCCCAUCCAAACAGCACUCUACAAGCGGGAUCGAUUGAAGAACAAUGGCAUUGCACGACCCGAGGCCCGCUUCUUACUAUCCCUCAUUACUGUGUGGGGAUUUCCUAUCUCCUUGCUCUGGUUUGCGUUUACUUCCAGUGGGAGUGUAUCUUACUGGUCUCCUGUAAUCGCAGGCACCGUUCUGGGUGUUACAGAUCCGUUGUUGUGGUUGAAUAUCUUGAAUUACAUCACAGACAGUUAUCCGAAUGUGGCUGGCAGUGCAAUUGCCGCGUUUCUCAUCCCGAGUCAAUUAUUGGCAGCGGCAUGUGUGCAUAUAGGAAUUCUAAUGUUCAACAAUCUCAGCACUACUUGGGCUUUUGCAAUAUUGGGCUUCGUAUCGCUAGGAGUUGUGGCUUCGGUAUACGUCCUGUAUUUCUGGGGACCGGCACUCAGGAGAAGUUCUCGGGGUCUGGUUGUGGCUCGGAUCAUCCUCUCAAGGCUGGGGAAACCUUGGGGUAAGGCAUGUACAUUGAGCGAACUGCUAUCCGAAAGCAAUGAGAGUUUAAUCCCGGGAUUUUGGCAGCGGCAACGAACUGGUAACCGGCGAGUAAAAUAG